AUGGUCAGCAUGGGUCAACGGGAGAACGGGGACAAUAUGGUCCCUACCUCAAAUAUACAGCCUCCGGAAGACACGUCUUCAGUGGCUGGCAAGGAUGUCAGCAUGGGUCAACAGGAGAACGGGGACAAUACGGUCCCUACCUCAGAUAUACAGCCUCCGGAAGACACAUCUUCGGUGGCUGGCAAGGAUGUGCCCACGGACGAGCAACCUGGUUUGCCGCGGAGUGAUGAUAUUGGAUCUGGUCUACUUCAGACUGAGAAUACUGGGCCCUCAUCUGCAGGGGAUUGUGAGAUGAACGUCGAUCCGGAGCAAGCUGAUGUCGACCAUCAAAUGGAGGAUGGUCCACAUACCAAUGGUCCAGAAAAUUUGGGAGAUGGCGGGGCUGGACAAGGAGCUGAAGGGUCUUCUGACGAGGCAAAUCGUAUGUCGGAAGUUCACGAGGGCGAAAAGCAGGGGCAAGACGGAGAACGACCCGACGAGGAGAACCGAAUGUCAGAAGAUGGUGAGGAGGAAAGGCCAGACGACAGUUCGUCGGACAAUGAGACCGAGAAGCAGGGGCAAGGGGAUGUUCCACCAGUCCAGGAGGACAGAAUGUCGGUCGAUGGAGAGGGGGUAGGCCCAGAGCAAAACAAUGAUUCCUCAGACAUGGAGAGGAAUACAUUGGAAGACAGCCAAGGCGAAAAGGAGGGGGAGAACGCACCUCCUGCUCCUCUUAUUUUGAGGAUUCCUCCUGUUUCCCAGAUAAACAGGAGCAAAAACACCACGGCUGACUCCUCUCAGAAAGGGAAAGGGAAGGGCCGGCAGGGCCUUUCCAAGCGGCCUCCCAAACGCAAGCCGACGCAGGCUACCGACACAUUUGAUUCGGACGACGACCUGUGUAUUGAUGUCGAUCUGUACGACAGCAACACCACCCUUGAUGUCGUCAGCACUCCGGAGAAGGUGUAUGGCACCAAAGUUUGGUCCACCUACAACGGUCGUGGCCAACUUAAAAGUUUCUGCGUUGUUGCCCAUAGUCAAGCCGACGUGGAUCGUGUUGAAAGGGUUCUGGAAUUGGUCGAGAGUGACUACGUCGAUGGAGUUCCAUUGCACAUAGCACGUCCCGAAGAAUCAUGUUUUGCGGUAUUCGACCGCAGCACCACGAAAUCCAUGUAUCUGAUGGAGUCUUUCUCUGAAAGGAACGUCGUCCUUAUGUCUCCUUCUCAAGAGGAGUCUAUUUCAACUUGCUCCGACGAGUUCUACAGCCAGGUCAUGGAAGCAGCGAGGAUGAAAGGCAAAAGAGGAAAGAUCCUCAAUGCCCUCAACAUCCCUUUACCUCAUGCAGGCGCUCACUCUUUUGACUUGAGUACUGAGGCGGCUGCUCUUCGGGCUACAUCUGGUAGCUGGAAGUAUAGUACCCCCGUCCCAUUUGGUGAUAUGUCAUGGGGACUCGUAGCUACAGAGGGGGCAUUUUCAGAUAUCCAUAUCGAUGCCAAUGGUUUCUGUUCCUUCAUCCAACCUCUUCAUGGACUGAAGCUGUGGAUUAUCAUGUAUCCCAGACGGUUGGAUGUUGACCUUUCUUCUGACCGCCGUGUAUUUCUGGGAGACAAGCUGGAUUACGGGGAAACGCACCACCAAGACUGGAUUUACGAGGCGAUUGUUCUCGAUAACCAGUCAGAACUGGCAACGAAUACGAAUCAUUCAACGUCCCGAUUUUUCCUGCAGCAAACCAUACAUUGGUUCUACAAGGUUUUGGUUGAAGGUGACAGCGACCCAGAAGAUUUUUAUGAAAUGUACCAUGUCCCAUUCUACAGUACGCAGUCCGGAUACUCGAGCUUGAUAGCUCUGUGCGUGUGCAUGAUCUUGGCAAAUGCGCUCGACUACGAGACCUAUCGAAAUCCCGAUCAGAUGUUCUCCACCAAGACUUCGGCACAGUUAGACGCAUGGAUGCGGUGGGAUACCAACAGCCUGAGCGACGAAGAGCGCAAGGCGUGCAUCUUUGCCCGUGGCGAAGCCUUGGCUAUUCUAGAGUGGCUAUGUCAUCGCACGAAGUCCAUCCACUACAUGAUUGAGACGGACAAAAACAAGGAUGCACAAAAUAUCAUGGCGACAGAAAAGUUCCAUGAAAUGAUACUUUGCCGCUAUGCCCGUAUGAUUCUAGCCUACGACGCAGAAGCCAAACAUAACAACAUUGGUGGUGCCCCUUGCUGUACCGACACCAGUUUGCUUUUUGUCCAGCUUCAGGGCGUCUGCAGCGGAGAAUUGAACAAGGUUAUAUGUCGCAGUAUCGAGGGUUUUAGGGUUUAG
Psilocybe cubensis is the source of this 2283-nucleotide messenger RNA. RefSeq lists its product as uncharacterized. The coding region runs from base 1 to 2283 and encodes 760 amino acids. Lineage: Eukaryota; Fungi; Basidiomycota; Agaricomycetes; Agaricales; Agrocybaceae. The transcript has 5 exons. The record is from RefSeq and is a predicted model, not a curated record.